CCCCUGAGCUCGCAGCCACACGAUGCCCACGCUCCCGUGACGAGCACACCCCCUCGACUCCAGCGACGCCUUGUGACGCUAUCUUGCUCGCUACAACACAGUGGUCAUGGCAACGAACUCGAUCGCUGAACAGAAUGCUCUGGGCAGUUCUGAAUCUGCGGCCCCCGUAGAUCAGGAACAGCGCAAGACGGUCAACAUCCUCGAGGCGUGCAAAUGGCGGAACAUAGAAGACCUCAAAGGCCUGGCCAGUACCAGAGGCGGGUUUCUUACCGACACCCUACGCCGUAAAGCCUGGCCCAUACUCCUAGGUCUCCCAGAUAGCGAGGAUUUCCAGGAUACAAUCGCAGCUGGUAUAAACGAGAAGGUAUCAUGGAAAUCUCUUCCAAGUCACAGAGACGAGGAACAAGUUGCGCUCGACGUCAACCGCGCCUUCAUCUACUACCCGAAUCAUCAAAACGACACCGAGCUCGAAAAGAACAAAAGCGAGCUAUCCGAUCUCAUUGUCGAAGUCCUCCGUCGAUACCCAUACCUAUGCUACUUCCAAGGCUACCAUGACAUCUGCCAAGUCUUCAUGCUGGUCCUCGAACCCCCAUGGCGCGCCCGCCUCGUCUCGCGCCUCUCGGUGCUCCGCAUACGAGACUUCAUGCUCACCAAUCUCGAGCCGACCAUUGCACAACUCAGGCUGAUCCCCGACAUCCUCAGCGCCGCCGACCCGAAGCUUAAGCGCCACCUCUCUGGCACGGAGCCCUUCUACGCUCUGGCGGGGACCCUGACCAUGUACGCGCACGACAUUCAGGCCUACGGCGACAUCGCCCGCCUCUUUGAUACCCUCCUCACCCGCGAACCCGUCUUCAGCAUCUACAUGUACGUCCAGAUCGUCCUGAACCGCCGCGACGAGCUCUUCGACCAGGAGGAAGACGACCCGUCAAUGCUCCACCUCAUCCUCUCCAAGGUCCCGCAGAAGAUGGACCUCGAUGCGUUGAUCACGAGCACGAUUGCCCUCUAUGAGCGAUACCCACCCGAGUCACUGCCGCAUUGGCGCAAGAUAUCCAAAGCCAGCUCAUUGAGGACGGCACGGUCCGUGGAGGAAUGCUCAAAGCAGACAAUGGACGAAGGACACACCUAUUUCCAGAAACAGCUGGCGGAGCUCAAGGCCCUGGAGCGCCGACAGAAGCUCAUGGAGGUGAUGUGGGCGUACAGAAAGGGGGCCGCUGCGGCCGGACUGGCCGUUGCCAUCGGUCUAGUGGCCGUAUACCUGGGUAGAAGAAACCCCAGUCCCAUGGCUGCCAUGGCAGCUUUGUACAACAAGUGGACCAACGGAACGACCUGGACGCAUAACUUUUAGUCAGGAGUGGAAGACCAUCUGGACAGCCUCCAAAAACAACUUGUCUCAUCAUGUACAUUUAGAUUCCCCCAUGUAGAGUAUAAAAAAAAGGCUAUC
Colletotrichum phormii is the source of this 1441-nucleotide messenger RNA. RefSeq names its product GTPase-activating protein gyp10. The coding region runs from base 107 to 1345 and encodes 412 amino acids. The transcript is spliced from 3 exons. Gene Ontology annotation, cellular component: endoplasmic reticulum membrane. The record is from RefSeq and is a predicted model, not a curated record. Gene Ontology annotation, biological process: positive regulation of GTPase activity; endoplasmic reticulum to Golgi vesicle-mediated transport. NCBI's taxonomy places the organism in Eukaryota, Fungi, Ascomycota, Sordariomycetes, Glomerellales, Glomerellaceae. Gene Ontology annotation, molecular function: GTPase activator activity.